AUGUACACGAGUACUACAAGAUUGCCAACAAAGUGCCUCAUCUUGAUGGAAUUGGAGCACGUCUGGGAUCCGCAGGAGAUUGUCGACAAGCUCAAGGUUAUGGACCACAUGCUAUUCAUACAUGGGUGCAGCUUGUGCGGCCCCGAGGAGAUUGAGCGCGACUUGGCCGGCACCGACGUGGAAGCCGUCUCGUUUUGCUUCAAGCAGCUGUUCCUGAGGACGGGAGGAGCAUGGACCAAGCUGGCCAUCAGCAACAACCAUCGCGGACCAUCGCGGACCAUCGCGGAGAGAGGGAUUGGAUCCCCAUUUGUGGAGGGGUCCGCCACCAGCCGUCCCGCGGCCGACUGCCUAUCCAGCGUCGUGGACCCUGGCCGUCUCCAGCAGAAUGGACAGGCGAGAACCGUGGUCGAAACCGGGAUCAACGCCACCCCUAAGAAGCCCAUAACGAUCCAAUUCGAGCGUUGA
This is a messenger RNA of Ustilaginoidea virens, 465 nucleotides long. RefSeq lists its product as uncharacterized. Bases 1 to 465 code for a protein of 154 amino acids. Lineage: Eukaryota; Fungi; Ascomycota; Sordariomycetes; Hypocreales; Clavicipitaceae. The transcript has 2 exons. The record is from RefSeq and is a predicted model, not a curated record.